AUGCAAAGCGAGCAAUUCGCCAGCCAGCCGAAGCGGCUGCGGAGCGAGGCGAAAACGUUCGCUGAAGACUCGCCAAACCCAUUACUCGCCGAGGAGGUCAUCGAUGGGAACUCAUUAAAUAAGCGAGAGACCAUUGACAACCUUAUCAGCACACUACAGCGAUUGCGAGAUGAAGGGGAUUCCUUGCCUCCAUCUACGGUGGAUGUGUUGAAUUCAAUGGGUCCCGCACUCCAAGCUGUCCCAUACAUAGUGCCUCAGCAAAAACUGGUAAAAACUUCCACUCACAGUUUGGAAAAUAUCAACAAGUAUCCUUACUAUUCAGGAAUUAUCAUGUUGGCGUGA
This is a messenger RNA of Cooperia oncophora, 342 nucleotides long. The record is from the annotation of a GenBank genome assembly. NCBI's taxonomy places the organism in Eukaryota, Metazoa, Nematoda, Chromadorea, Rhabditida, Trichostrongylidae.